Messenger RNA from Tetrapisispora phaffii CBS 4417, 957 nucleotides. It is a transcript of the gene ERV29, whose product is annotated as protein ERV29. The transcript has a single exon. The record is from RefSeq and is a predicted model, not a curated record. Bases 1 to 957 code for a protein of 318 amino acids. Gene Ontology annotation, cellular component: membrane. NCBI's taxonomy places the organism in Eukaryota, Fungi, Ascomycota, Saccharomycetes, Saccharomycetales, Saccharomycetaceae.
AUGUCAUUCAGGGGUCCUCAAAAUAGUGGUUUCUCGAAUAUGAAUCCGAAUAAUGUCAGUUAUAAUAGUGGUUUGCGCAACGGUGGUUAUCAGAAUGCUGCCAAAUAUGGUAAAAAGGGAUUCAGUACUGCAAAGUUGGAUUUCCAAAAAGCUGAUCAACUCAUUGAUAAAUGGUUGAAGCCGUUAGAAAAAUUAAAUGAGACGCCAUUGUUUAUGAAGGUUAAACCGUAUAUUCCUAACAUUGCACAAUUCUUCAUUGUGGCAACUUUUUAUGAGGACACUUUAAGAAUCUGCACACAAUGGAGUGAUCAAGUUUUUUAUUUGAAUCAAUGGAAGCAUUAUCCGUACUUCUUUGUUGUGUUAUUUCUUUCAAUUGUUAGUUUAUCUAUGUUUGGUGCAGCCACAUUGUUGAUCUUGAAGAAACAUACUAUCUAUGCCACUGGUGUAUUAUGUGCCUCCAUUGCUCUGCAAUCUUUAGUCUAUGGUCUAUCCACUGGUUCUUCGUUCAUCUUAAGGAACUUCAGUGUCAUUGGUGCUUUGUUAAUUAACUUUAGUGACUCUAUUGUCAACAAUAAAGUCACUUUCCAAAUGUUACCUGAAUUAAACAACAGAAACGAGAAAAAUAAAGGAUACUUGUUGUUAGCAGGCAGAAUGUUGAUUGUUUUGAUGUUCAUUGGAUUCACAUUCAGUAAAUCGUGGUUCACUGUGCUUUUCACAAUCGUAUUCACUGCUUUCUUUGCUAUCGGUUACAAAACAAAAAUAUCCUCGAUCAUGCUAGUCUUAAUUCUCGCAUUAUACAAUAUAACAGUCAACAAUUACUGGUUCCACGAUGCUUCCCAAAGAGAUUUUUUGAAAUACGAAUUUUUCCAAAACUUAAGCAUUAUCGGUGCCUUAUUACUGGUGACAAAUACAGGUGCUGGUGAAAUUUCCAUCGAUAGUAAAAAGAAGAUAUAUUAG